AUAAACGAAGCCAGAGGUGCAGAUUGGAGUUAUUUUAUUAAUUUUUUGUGCUAAUUAUCGUUUUUUUCAUCUUGAUUUUUUCAUUUUUUACGACAUUGGUGCUCAAGUGUACGACGCUCAUAGAUUCAGUAUUUCUUACGGAGAGAUCAUCCGGAAACCAUGGAAGAUGUGAAUAUUUUAUUGGAGGAAGCUGUGAACAACGGUCUCGUCAGCAAUAUCGAGACCUUGAAAAAAAUUGUCACGAAAUUAUCGGGUGUCAAAGCCUCCGACACAAGCACUCUGUCAGAGAAGGACAUAAACAACUGGUUAUCGUUCUUCCUGCCUCUUGUGUUCAAUGAAAGUCCUGAAAUUCGCGCCGAAGUGAUUCGUGGUCUGGAAUUACUCAUGCCGCGUCUUCAUCAGAGCCCGUAUCAAGCGUAUUCCGUGUGGCAAACUGUCAAAAAGGACAUUAUUGAGACUUAUACGAAGCGUGUUAAGGAAAUGUUCAAUAGCAAUGACCCGCAAUGGCAUGUUAUUUGCAAUAUUUUGCUCAAUAUUCUCGAUAGUGUGAUCGCGAAUAGCACAGUGGCGAUCAAUACGUUCCUGCCGAUCAUCGAGUUGGCGUUUCGGAGUGAAAAUUUGAAAUCCCGAGCAGAUGCUUUCCUGUGUUGGAAAGAGAUGAUCAAGAUUUUCGUGAGAUACAAUCAAAUUGGGGAUCCAAAACGGAUAAAAUUGAUUUGUAUUCCGCUGAAAUCGUCGAGAUCGAAGACGAAAGAGAUCGCGGAGAAUAAAUUCGAUGUUUGGUGGACUCUGAUUCAAGCGCUCGGAGAUAAAUUAAUCGAGCAUACGCAUUUGAUUGAAUCUUUUGUCUACUUCUGUGUUGGACCAUUUGGGAAGCAGAAUGAACCUUUGGGAUCAUAUUUGGUAGAGAAAAAUGUUCAUCUUGCAUCGCCGGGAAAAAUCUUUGACAGUAUUCGCGACUUUUCGAUAGUCGCUCUCGCCUACAUGCUCGGCAAACCCAACAGAUCCAUCCAACGGAUGGCGAAACAACUCAAAAUUACGUACCUGGAAAAUUCAAGCAUCGUAACUGAAGCCAUUUUCGACAAAAUUGGUAACACUCUUAUCGCUGCGUGCAUCGAAACGACAGUUCUUAUCUCAAAAGUCAGUGCAAAUCAGCAGGAACUCAACGACUGCAUCUGGAGCUCCCUUUUAUCCUUCAUCACAGACAAAAAUGCCAUCAAAUAUCGUCGUUUCAUCCUCGACAGCUUGCCGUUGUACAAAAAACUCACGAAUUUAAUGUCUGCCGAAUACGUCGCUGUGCUAAAUCAACUUGUGACGAGCGUUAUUGUCGCUUGUUUCAGUCACACGCCUCUCGUGAACGAAGCUGGCUCGAACGAAAUCAACGAAAUGGUCGAAAUUUGUAAUUUGUUUGUCGAUGAAUUCAAGCCGAAACAAAUUUCGAGUCUCCCGAUCGUCAUUAAGGCACGUUUGAAGUUCGAAACGAAAGCAAAAGCGACGACAAAUAGUCCCAAAUUGACGAAUAGCGCGAAAAAGAAGGAAAAGGAAGAGUUCGUUGCCAUUCCAAAUAUUUGGAAAUUUAAUCCAGCGACGUUGACGGAACAUCAACGAGAGAAAAUGAAAGAACGACGCACGGAUAUCCCCUCGUUAUAUGACGGAAAUAGCCAGAGUUCGCAAGAUACGGAGGUUAAACCGUGGAAUCCGAAGCAAAUUGUCAUUCCGGGAGACACGAGUAACGAUACUGUGGUUGUUUUGAACGACAAUAGCAAUUCUGUGACACCUACCAUCACAAAAUUAUCCAAAAAAGACUCGAAUUCAGACGAAAAUGCGAAGAAACCAACAGGACCGAGCCCGAGAAAAGCUCUUACGCGUUCGAGUAUCAGUCCAAAGGUAGAAAAUAGCCCGAAAAAGCAAAAAAUUGACGAAACCCCUACCGAAAAUUCAUCAGAAACGACUCAAGAAGUGAAAGAAGAAACAAAAUCUCCGAAAGAGAAUGAAGUAGCAAAAGGAGCUGCUCGUCGAAAAGCUCCCCCGAAGCAAAAAAAACCGAAAGAACUUCAAAAUUUGGCGAUUGACACGGUUGAAGGCAAAAAAUUAAUGGAAGAAUUGCAAGGAAAGCCCGAUAAAAAAGCAACUCGUCGCACAUCGAUCGAUCGGGGCGCCAAACGAAUCGAACCAACGUGGAAACAAAGCCUUAUUCCGCCGAAAAAGACGAGAAAAGGACGUGCUUCACUCGACACACAAGAAGAAAAGAAGGAAGAAAAGGAUUCAACGACCGCGAAGAAAGUUUUGACACAACAAAACGAAAAUAAACCACAAAAAUCUGAAAAAGUACAAAAAUUGAAGGACAUCACAGAGGAAGAAACUCAAAAAUCUACCGAAGGAGACGAAGAAGAAGUUAUCCCAAACUCACAGGAUCCGUUAAAAGAUCAACUUGAACGUCGUCGUUCACGUCGCGAAUCAUCAUUCAUCAACAAAUCCGCCGUUUCAACCCCGAAAGAGGAAAAAACUGAAGCUGAAAAGAAAGCGGAUGCCACUCGCAGUAUCAAUUUCGAUGAAAUCCCGACACGAGCUUCAACUCGCAACAGUCCCCAAAUUCGUUCCCCGAUGAAAAUGGAAAAAACUCCCGAACGACCGACUUCAGUUCAAGCAAAUUUGCCUCCUGCGAAGAAUUUGACUCCGAUAAAGACGCCCGAAAAACUCGUUGCUACCCCAACAGUUCGUUGCAGUCCUCGCAAAACAGAAAAUCAACCAGCUGCAGUCGUUCCUCAUCCAAUAAUUGUUUCUGCCAAGUCGACAUCGCCCACGGAAGGAAGUACCGCGAACGGAGCUGAUUUGGAAGUUUUGCGUCGGAGCCCGAGAAAAGUUGGCGAAGAUCAACCUGUUGCCGCGCAAAUGUCUCCGUUGAAGAUCACGGUGCAAGAUUGCCUGAAACAAGAACUUGCUUCGCCCACAGAUCGUCGAAAAAGCCCGCGAAAAAUCUCGCCAGCGAGCCCGGAUCACUCCUCGAAAGAAACUCCUUCGAAACUGCAGAAAAAGGCGGAAGAGGAAGACGUUGAUUAUCAAAUUGACGAACCUGGAUCGUCAGAUGACAACAACGAAAAAGACGAGGAAGGAACGCAAACGUUUUUGGGAGAAAUUGUGGCGCCAACUUCGCCAACUCCCGAUUUAGACGAGAAAAUGGACCCGAUUGACAAGUCAAUGACGAUCCCCUCGUCGCCUGAUCAGUCCUUUAAUGAUGAAAAAACGAGCGAAUUUUUGAACAACACGAUUGACAUUUCGCCCAUCGCUUCGGGAAAAUCUUCGCCUGUCACGAGACUUGCAGCGAAAAAUGCCAACACUGAAUCGCCGGCGUCGCCUGAAGGAAGAAAAGUUACGAGAUCGACGGCAGUUGUGCAAGGCAUUGUUAAUUUGGAUUCGCCGAAGACGUCGAAUGUGAUGCAGGGAGGACGAGGCGCUCACAUGAUGAGUAUGGUUUUUAAGCAAUCGUCGACGCCUGUGCAACAACCGACAACGAGCAGAUCUUUCAGUAUGGCGCCUCCGAAGAAUUUGCAAGAAGCGAGGGAUAUUUUGGUUUUUAGUAAGACACUGCCGGCGCCAGAUGCGAGUCCGAGUGCGAGCAUUUUGAAACGCAAAAUGGAAGAUAGUGUGGAUGAUAUUGAGUCUCCUGCUUAUAAGCGCAAACGAGUGAGUUUCCAUGACCCGCCAGUAUCUCUAACAAAAGAAUACAUUCGUCACGAGGAAGAAAUUCGUUCGCCAUCUAUUCGCCCGCCAAUCAAUCGUUGUCUCCUCAUGGCAGCAGUUGCCCAACAAAAGCUCCAAAACACAGGAAAUCGUCGUUUUACAACGUCAGCUGUCAAAACCGACGCAUCUGGAAGUCCCGUCGCCCAAUUCCGUUACACAUUAAAACGCAAAAGUAAACGCGAAUCCACAAAUGACCUCCGCAAGCUCGAAUUAUCGCAAAAUACGGAACAGAUAUCGUCCCAAUCUUCCUCAAAUUCAUCGACAACAUCAUCGUUGCCCGUUCCCCAAAUUCCCGCAGAAGAUGCAAACACCACAAAUGACAUGAGUACCUUAAUUCUCAACGAUCACAGUACAAAUGGACCUGCUGCGAUGGAAACUUCAUAUGAAAAGCCCUCGGAAAAGGACACUUCAAUACGUUUCGGCUCGAAAUCUGAAGUGCUUCAAUACGUCAUGAACACGUACCAACUCGAAGAAAUUCUCGAAACGUACUUUGAGCAAAAAAAGACUCCGAAUCCGAAAGCGGUGCGAAUUAUGGCACGCGAACUCUCGAACCAGAUGGAAACCGACAGCAAAUUACGUUACAGCAUCCUCGAUCGCUUAUCGGAAAAACAUGCUUCGGAAUUUCUUGAACAUGCAAUUCAGGAAAAUCCCUCGAAAGCGAUCUGUGAACGUCUGACGUUGCCCGUUAUCUUAAAUUAUGUCAUGGAAAAGGCAGGAAAUGAUGCCGGGACGAAGCUACAAAUCCUGAAAAAGUUCGAGUCGUUCGUGGGAGGCGACGAACAAACGCCCAGCUUGUUGACAAAACAGGAAUUAAUGACAUUCAUCUUGAAUUGCAUGCCCGAGGAACUCUCAAAUGCCGAAACAACUCUCAUUUUGGACGAAAUCUUCGGCGAUAAAUCACCCGCGGAGAUUUACGAGACAAUGACAACUUACUUUAAGAAGUAUUUGGUUUAAGUAUUUGACAAAAU
Molecule: messenger RNA, 4709 nt
Organism: Culicoides brevitarsis
Lineage: Eukaryota; Metazoa; Arthropoda; Insecta; Diptera; Ceratopogonidae
Gene: Rif1
Product: telomere-associated protein RIF1
Exons: 5
Coding region: 160-4695 (1511 amino acids)
Biological process (GO): telomere maintenance
Cellular component (GO): nucleus
Source: RefSeq, a predicted model, not a curated record